Gambusia affinis (western mosquitofish) is the source of this 3200-nucleotide messenger RNA. It is a transcript of the gene jade3, whose product is annotated as jade family PHD finger 3. Gene Ontology annotation, cellular component: histone acetyltransferase complex. The record is from RefSeq and is a predicted model, not a curated record. Gene Ontology annotation, biological process: regulation of transcription by RNA polymerase II. Lineage: Eukaryota; Metazoa; Chordata; Actinopteri; Cyprinodontiformes; Poeciliidae. The transcript has 12 exons. The coding region runs from base 299 to 2644 and encodes 781 amino acids.
AGCGGCGGGCUUUAGGACCCGUCGCUACGGGCGGUACAAUAGAGCUGUUGUGCCGUGUUGGUGGUGAACAUACUGCAGGCUGGAGAUUCCCACUGUGGUGGGAUACAAAAAGCCCUACGUUUAAUUUAAUAUUAGGACCACAGUCCAUAUUUUCAUAACUGUAUGUAUGUUCGGUCCGUGUGUUUGAAGGGAGCAAAGCGGAGAAAGGCCGUGGACGGAAGAUAUGAAACAGAGGUUAGUUAUCAGAAGAUUCUACUAGCAUGCUUUGCAGUCUGACGUUUAUGGACGUCGUUACAGGAUGAAACGUCUCAGGUCGUCCAGCAGCAGCGACAGUUCCGACAAUGAGAGUCCUUCAACCUCUUUCUGCUCCUCCUACAAAUAUGAGAGUAAAUCUGGAACCCCGGCCUCCGACCCGAAAAAACCAGCUGAGGUGUUCAGAAAAGACCUGAUCAGUGCCAUGAAGAUCCCCGAUUCCCACCACGUGUCGCCGGAGGACUACUACCUGCUGGCGGACCCCUGGAAGCAGGAGUGGGAGAAGGGCGUCCAGGUGCUGGCCAGUCCGGACACCAUCCCCGAGCCGUCCGUGAGAGUCACGACAGAGAAGUCCAAAGAAGUGCUUUACACCCACCAGAGGAAGUACGUCCAGUGUUCGGGCCAGGACGCGACGGAACCCGGAUACGUCAACAUCAAGGAGCUGGCGGAGGCCAUGUGCCGCUACGACCUGGACGACAUGGACCUGUACUGGCUGCACGCGCUCAACAGUGAGCUGAGUCACAUGGGGGAGGUGCCCAUCGACGAGCUGAUGAUGGAGCGAGUCAUCGAGGCCCUGGAGAGGCAGUGCCAUGACAACAUGAGGCACGCCAUAGAGACGGUGGAAGGCCUGGGGAUCGAGUACGACGAGGACGUGAUUUGUGACGUGUGCCGCUCCCCGGACAGCGAAGAAGGGAACGACAUGGUGUUCUGUGACAAGUGCAACAUCUGCGUGCAUCAGGCCUGCUACGGUAUAGUCAAAGUUCCUGUGGGAAACUGGCUCUGCAGGACGUGCGUCCUGAGCAUCGACCCCCAGUGCCUGCUGUGCCCCAAGAAGGGCGGCGCCAUGAAGGCCACGCGCGCCGGCACCAAAUGGGCUCACGUCAGCUGCGCCCUGUGGAUCCCCGAGGUGAGCAUCGCCUGUCCGGAGCGAAUGGAGCCCAUCACCAAAGUGUCCCACAUCCCGCCCAGCCGCUGGUCGCUCAUCUGCAGUCUGUGCAAACUGAAGACGGGCGCAUGCAUUCAGUGCUCGGUGAAGAACUGCACCAUCCCCUUCCACGUGACCUGCGCCUUCGAGCACAGCCUGGAGAUGAAGACCAUCUUGGACGAGGGCGACGAAGUCAAGUUCAAGUCGUUCUGCCUGAAGCACAGCAAGCCCGGCGACGCGGGCCUCAGCCCGGGCCGCUCCAAAGCGCCCGGCGAGGCGGCCAAGGUGGGCCAGCGCGCGCAGAGGCUGCAGGAGCUGGAGGAGGAGUUCUACACGCUGAUCCAGCUGGGCCAGCUGGCGCAGGAGCUGGGGCUCUCCGAGCGCCCGCUGGACUUCAUCUACCAGUACUGGAAGCUGAAGAGGAAGUCCAGCUUCAACAAGCCUCUGCUGCCCCCUAAGGAGGAGGAGGAGAAUCUGGUGCUGCAGCCGCAGGAGGACAGCAUCCACACGCGCAUGCGCAUGUUCAUGCACUUGCGACAGGAUUUGGAGCGGGUGAGGAAUCUGUGCUACAUGGUGAGCCGGCGGGAGAAGCUGAAGCUGCUGCAGAGUAAAGCUCAGGAGCAAAUGUUCAACCUGCAUGUCAAGCUUCUCAACCAGGAGAGUUCCUCUGAUCUUCCUGCUUCUCUCCCGAUGGACAACAUGCUGUUCCGGCCUCCUCCGAGGAUCACCCUGAAGCUGAAGAUGCCCAAAGGCUCCGGUCUGGGAAACGGAAACCGCAUCUCCAAGCUGGGCAACGGACCGCUGUGCCCGGACAACAGCGGGAACGUCAACGAACACGCCGCAGAGGGGCUCGGCCAGGGGAAGCCCCAGCUGCACGCCCGCAAAGACGACCGACCCAACGGUCGCCUGUCGUCCUCCGGCGGCGGGCCGCUGGCCGGCAAGCCUGCAGGCAAACAUUUGGCCUUGCACAUCGUGCACCACGCUCACUCUUCCAACAGCAACGGCAAACUGGACCAGGACCGAGCGUGCGCGGUGAAGUGCAACGGCGUCCUGGACAAGGCGGCGGCUCAGAAGGACGGCUCCUGCCAGACGCAGGGCACCGGGGCCGUUUCCAAGGAGGACCUGGACAAAAGCAGCUUCUGCAAGUCUGCUAUGGAGCGUUUCGGCAGAUCCUUCAAGGAGGCGACCAUCAACUUGGUGCGGACGACGGAGGACCUGUGGGUCUCGGACAAACUGGCCCGAAAGAGCGCCGCCAAGGAGAAACAGUGGGCCAAACCUGUACUAGAACACAAAGCCAAAAACAGACGGCCGCACCAGGACAGCGACGGGUACUGCCCCGACCUGGAGCUGAGCGACUCCGAACCCGAGGCCAAAGGUCGGCUCGGUCAGCAGGUGGGGCUGCCGCAGCCAAACGCCCAGCGGAAGGGGAAGCACUCGGCAGGGUCCAGACACUCGGUGACGAGGUGACACUGUCAGCCGACGCUUCCAGCUCCUCUCAUCAGGGACCAAGUCACAGCGCCGACGGUGCUGCGACCACGGGACGCAGCGUGAGGUUCAGGACCAUACGGGAGGUUGAAACUCAUCUGAGAGAGAUUUGUACAACCAAGUGCAAACUUUUUUUUUUUUUUGUCAUUUUGUCCAGUAGAUUUUUAUUUUUAUGUUUUUGUUUUCCACAUCAGCUGCCUUUUCUGAAAACGAAUGCUCCACACUCGGCUGGGUUAUAGUUUGUUUCCGGUGGGUAAACACUACAUGUGUGUCUCAAAAUGGGACGAGACGCGUCUUUAUUUUAUUUCAUUCUCUUUACGUCGCGCCAACAUCCCAAUUAUCCUUCAAUAAUGAAAGUGGUGGCAGCGACAUAUUACGAGGUGGCGGUCGGACCGCCCCGUUUCCUGGGGUCAGACGGUCACAUGAGCAACCUUCGUUGUCAGAGUUGAAAUGUGAAAACGAGCUGUGAAACAACCAUCUUUACUGUUCUACGUCCUCCUGUUUCAGUAAUAAACGUGGCAGAAAUGCUUCAAACCUG